UCUGAUUAAUGCAUUGCUUCAGGAUGCCUCCAUCACACAAACCUGCAUGCCAGAUUCACAAUCGGACCACCAGGAAUUCACAGCGGUCUCGGCGCCGCAUGUGAAUUUCAACACUUCCGGCGUUCAGAACCAGAAUGCAAGCACAUUGUCAGAUGCCAGCUGCGCCUCUGCCUCACCUUCGGAUGCAGACGAGCGCCUUACCUCUCUCUCUUCACCAGAAACCUCAACCACCUUUCAGCCACUUUCCCGCACAAAUGACAUGACUGGUGGCCCAGAAGCUAAACCCAUCGAAUCCGUUCCCGAGCAACUGUUUGUGGACUCCCACAUCGUUCUCGAAGAAGAUUUAGAGACCGUAGGUUCUCACUCUUCCGUGUGCUCCUACUCCAUCUGUGAAGAGGACAGAGAAUAUGACACCCUCCUCGACUUGCGCCUGGAUGGUCGCAACAUCGUGCUUGACUCAUUGUAUCCUGACAUCGCACCCCAUAUAGUUAUCACUCCCCCUGUCUCUUGUGCAGACGACUUUUACACACCGUAUCAAAACCGGGUUGAUCCUCAGUGGCCAUGUUUUCUCAACGUGCCCCGUUUAUCCCCUCACAUGUACUACCAUCAUCGUCCUCUACCAUCAUCCCACGAUGAAUCAGCUGGCUGUAAUUCAAACGAAUUCCGUUCACAGUCCGUAGCCCCAUCAGACGACUUUGGUAUCAUUCGGCCGAAAAUCCCCCUUCGCGUGUUCAGUCGCAAGAAACUUAAUCUCGCUGUCCAAGCUUCUUCAAUUGAAAGACUUGUAUUCCGCAAAAUAGUGGACGGAAUAUUCCGACACCGCCGUAAAGCUGUGGCAUUCGAAGCAUCCCUCUCGGCGUCCGCGGUUUGCACGCGAUUCAAUGAAUCAGUGGCCUCAUCACUGUUGGAACGGCCCUUCGUGUGGACAGAUCUUGCUCAGCCUAUCCUACUUGCCUCCAGAAAUUUCUCAGGCGUCUCUAUCAUAGAGUCUGACUGUGCCUUUAGAGCACCUCAUAUCAUUAUCAUUGCGGCGGAGCCGCUUGACCCGUGGAUCUCAUGGGGCAACAGGGUCGAUGACCAAGAUUACGACUACCUCACGGUAUAUCCCAAGGGCAGUUCGACACCUCCGAUCAAUUCCAUUUCCCUCGCCACCGUCUCCGCCCCUGGUCCGCACCAUCAAGACGACCCUGAUAGCAGUGGCUUACCUUCUGACCACUCGCGGGAGUGUCAUCUGAUCACCAUACCUCCGUCCCUUGACGAAUACGGGUGUUUUCUCACACCACACGAGAAGGGACGCACAGCUUCUACCGAUCACCCGCAUUUUACCCCAGACGUCAAUGACCUUGCAGAUUCAGAAAAAAUGACUUUUGGUCUUUCUAUCAUUCGGUGCGAGACGCCCACGCCAGAUUCCGACGACGAGGACGAAGACGAUCUUCCCCCGUUUGAUGAUUGGUACCUGUCUGUUAUCGAACGUUCUAAAUCUAUUGGCGCUUAGCGUGAACCGGCUUCUUUCGUUCAUCGUAUAUACUUCCCGACAUAUGUUGGUACCUGCCCCACAUGCAGUAACAUCACAUAUAUAUACCCGCAAUACUUCUUUGUAUUUUUAUAUUCUCAUCUUUUUCACACUCAUUAUCAUCGACCAUAUUGAAAUUAUUGUUGGUUGCCUUAAAGGCAACUACGUCCCAAGACAUGACCGAGGCACCCUCGUCGCGCGGUAACAAUACAAGAUGCUACAUACUACAGAAUAUUCCUGAAAAGUAUGCGUGUGGUUUGAUGUACAUAAAGAACAUUGGGAUAGUAAAUGCCCGAAAUAAAAUAACAACUAGAUGACGAUGAGUGAGACAUAGACAUGCUGACAUACGCUACAACACGCAAAAUGGGGGUUUUAAACCAAAAAGAACCUGCAACAUGGGAUG
Molecule: messenger RNA, 1916 nt
Organism: Suillus fuscotomentosus
Lineage: Eukaryota; Fungi; Basidiomycota; Agaricomycetes; Boletales; Suillaceae
Exons: 6
Coding region: 47-1495 (482 amino acids)
Source: RefSeq, a predicted model, not a curated record